Coffea arabica (coffee) is the source of this 927-nucleotide messenger RNA. Its product is annotated as early nodulin-like protein 19. The record is from RefSeq and is a predicted model, not a curated record. Lineage: Eukaryota; Viridiplantae; Streptophyta; Magnoliopsida; Gentianales; Rubiaceae. Gene Ontology annotation, molecular function: electron transfer activity. Gene Ontology annotation, cellular component: plasma membrane.
GUAGCUUAGCAGUCUUGAAAAAGAAAAAGGGUAGCCACUAGCCAGUGGUCAGUAGUGGACCUGCAGUAGUCAAGCACAGUCAAAAGAGCUGCAAGUACUACAGUCAUCACCUCCCAAAACAAAUUCGACCAAACCAACCAACCACCAUCAACCCCAAUCAUGCCCAACUCAGCAGCUUCAACCCUGCUCCACCUUAUCACCACCACCACCCCCCUCCUCCUCCUCCUCCUCCUCCUACUGACCACCAGAGUCUCCGCCACCGACCACAUUGUGGGUGCCAACCAAGGCUGGAAUCCUGGCAUCAACUACACCCUCUGGUCCAACAACCAAACUUUCUACGUUGGAGACCUCAUUUCAUUUAGGUAUCAGAAGACACAGUACAACGUUUUUGAAGUGAACGAGACAGGCUACGAUAACUGUACGAUCGAAGGGGCAGUGGGCAACUGGAGCAGCGGAAAGGACUUUAUCCCCCUUAACAAAGCUAAAAGGUACUACUUCAUCUGUGGGACUGGUGGCUGCUUCAACGGGAUGAAGGUUUCUGUCAUCGUCCACCCUCUUCCUUCUCCGCCCAAGCCUGCCAUUGCGGCCUCUCAUGCGUCCACUAAAUCAGCCGCAGCCGCAGCCGCAGCGGCGCGUGGGAUUUACUCCAUGCUGGUCUUGAUGGGUCUUUUUCCGUUUAUAUGGAUUGGGCUUUGAUUGUGGAUCCGGACUUCUUCUAGUUAGGCUGCAUUCCCCUUUUUUUUUUUUUUUUUUUUUUUUGGAAAAAAAAAAAUUGCUUUUGUGGGUGUGCGAAAAAAUCCAUUGCCUUUGAUUUGUGCUUGUGUGUGGGAUCCAUCCAAUCCAAGUGUUGAAGAAUUUGGAGAAAUUAUUUUCUCCUAUUUUUUAGUGGGAGAUUGGUGGGUCUUUAAUUCAUAUUCAUCUUGUUCA